ACCUCGAGGUCUGCCUGUUGCGCUGCCAUCCCUGUCACUCCCCAGGCUUCCGCCACCUCAGCCAUUGUGGCAUCCUUGGUCAUUAUGGAGGAGGUCAAAGAAUUCGGAUGCCCUGACAAGCUCCUAACUGAGGAAGAUCUCAUCAUUCUCAAGUUGGACAAGCCGUGCUCCCAACCCCGCCCAGACAACCUUACCGUAGACUCCACCGGUUAUCUUGUCAGCAUGAACCAAAAGCAUUUCAUCGGUUGCGAGACGUUCCUCGGCAAGCAGCACAUCUCUUCAGCUCUCUUCGCUGGUUGUUCAGCAUUCGACUCUUCCAAAAGAUUUGAGAAAGCGGCCGAGCUGAUCCUAAGGAACGUACGCACCCUAGUGGUACUUCACAAUAGGAACCUCAUCUGUGACCUCUACUCCAAGUCUGAGCACAUGACCUCACUCGUGCUGCCUCACAACCUCAGGGUUCAGACCGCCAACGACUCGUCUUGGAGCCCAUCCAAAGGGAAGUCUUCGAAGCUGACGAAGCUGGUCGGAACUAUGCCUGCCAUAGGAAUCGAUCAUCUUCUGAUCGACUUCAUACCUACGGCGCAGGCUGUUCACCACUGUCCUGGCCUCAGCUGGAUUCAAGCACCCAUGGACGCGCUACUCUUCACGCCGCCUCCAGAGGUCGCUCACAUUAUACGGGAAACGCCCGCCGUGAGCAAAAGGCACGUUAUCCUGGGAUCCCACAUGAAGACAUUGGACGGAAAACACUUCGUCAUUAAUGCGGAACCGGAAGCUGUCGUUUGCGCGCAGCAACUUUUCCCGAGCGUGUAUCAGCUCGAAGUGACUUCAGGAGACCCAGAAUCUUUGUUGUUGAUCGCCCAUUUCAAAGACGUUCGCCGCCUUUCCAUAACGGCUUCAUUCCAGCCGUGCUAUUUUCACCAGUAUGCCUCGGAGCUGCUCCGGAAAUUCCAGCUCGAAGAACUUUCGCUGGAGAACUUUGAGGAUGUUCCACUCUCUAGCCUAGCUAUCUUCUGCGGGAAUCUUUCAAGCCUCAGUGUCAAACACUGCACGAUUAAGGAAUGUGUUCCUCUCCCUGCAAGUUUUCCCGAUUUGACCUACCUUCUCCUUGGAAACAUGAUCAUCACGGAGGUAGGUUUGCGCGCACUUUUAUCGGGGUGCAAAAACUUGGUUACUUUGCAGAUCAAUGAUCCAAAAAUGACUGUAAUUGUAAAACUUGUACCAGAGCUACGUCUGGAGAAGUUGGAACGACUCGUGUUGAAGACGAACCAAACCCUUUCAAGCUCCGAUGUCGGCGUUGAUGACUUGAAGGGCUUUCUCGCGAGUCUGCCAUCUUUGCGCUACCUGGCGACGGACCGUUACGGCCUCCGCUUGUUCUUCGAGACCCAUGCCCCACAUGUCACGCUCGCUUGGGCUAGUUGCACAAUUUGCACUGCCCACUUCCCGAAGGUAAAUGAGUUACAGAAAGGCAUAUGGGCGGAACUCAUGCUUAAGGGUGACGAUAGCAGUUGAAAACAGACUUGAAUGAGCUAACCGUUUGAAAGUAUUAUAGCGCGGUAACGUGAGCUGGCGGCGUUCAGACCAAGUUGGCACAAAGGCCAUGCGGACAGCCCCGGGUAUGUUAAAGGGACCGAGCAACGAUAUUGUGUAAAAAUGUUUCUCCCUUUACUCAAUCCUAGUGGCAGUGGGGAGUCCCAACUAUACUCGCACGCAACGCCACUGACCAAAAAGCACAUUUUUCGCCGCGUAAAGCCCGACUCAGGUUGCGCGCUUUUCCUUGCGAUUUCGCAGUUGCGACGAGGCUCGUGCGGCAGAAAACACGCAUCGGAUAUGGUGUGGUUCCCAACGUCACAGCUGCGAAAUCGCAAGCAAAAUCGAACCAUGUGAGUCAGGCUUAACUCUGGUAAAAGCUGACUUUCUCUUUCAGCCUCUCCUUCGCAAAACUUGAUGACGAAGUUGUGGGAAUUAUCAUUUUUGCCGUUUUCAACAAUGCGAUCCUCGGGAUUUCGUCAUCGAGCUUUCUGCUUCUCGCGGUGACGACAUUUAAAUGCGGCUCAUAGAGUGGACGCGAGCACCUCGUAACAAUCAAUGCCUCGAUAGAGUGUACGAUAAAGUGCGAGUGGGGUCACCGGAGUGCUAUUUCUGCACCUCCGUAAGUGUAAAAAAGAAACGGCUUGCAUUAGUGUUUUUUUUUUUUUUAUGAAAAACGUUUUGCGUUCAAACGCCAAGCCGCCGGCACACUGUUCAAGGUCAUAAAAACAAUACAACACCGGGCAAUAUUUUUAUACAACCUAGACGCCAGGCGUCACGUCAAAACAUAACGCCACCACGACCUGUCUUGUGGUCACAACGCCAUGCGACGUAACGACGACGACGCAUUGACGGGUACUAAAACUCUCAACACGGGCUUUUGAACUUUCUGACUUGGGCAACUCGAUGUUUUCAAGCGGUUGCAUUAUAUCACCGAAGACGGUCUCAUUUUAGUUGUCUGCUGUGAUACCCAAGUUUUUAGGCAAAUCGGGGACUGUGAAGAAAACGGCAGAGUACCCCUUUAACGCGCGUUUUAUAGGCUGGGAACGUUGAAGAAUAAUUCUUAAUGGUAACUGAAAAUACAGAAUUUUUGCAACGCACCUAUAAGCUGUUAAAAAGAGGUUAGUAGGAACUGUCACGCUUUCUAUUGUCGCAAUGCAUGUGACAAUCGGCAGAGUUCUGGGAGGCACCCCAUGCGGUUUUUUAUCCCUUUUGGCUAGCAUAGCUAGACCAACUGGCCACUGAACGCAAUUUGACUGGCCUUAAAUUGGCUAGUCAAAAAACGAUUAAGCGGUUAUUGUGUUUGUACGUGUCCAACGAUGACGAGAGACAUGAAGGGGAGAAUAAAGCGGCCCUGAAGCGACGUUGUGCAGUCAGAAAAGCCAAAUCAACAAUAGGGAGUCAGUUUUUCUACCUCCGCUACGAUCUUCGAAAAGAAGACGUCGCUACUGCACAUUCGCGCUCCGCAUUUUCAUCUUGCUUGCUUAUGAAACAAUAAAAACUUUGUCUUUCC
Molecule: messenger RNA, 3040 nt
Organism: Ixodes scapularis (black-legged tick)
Lineage: Eukaryota; Metazoa; Arthropoda; Arachnida; Ixodida; Ixodidae
Exons: 3
Coding region: 85-1509 (474 amino acids)
Source: RefSeq, a predicted model, not a curated record